This is a messenger RNA of Misgurnus anguillicaudatus (oriental weatherfish), 6096 nucleotides long. Its product is annotated as guanylate-binding protein 4. Gene Ontology annotation, molecular function: GTPase activity; GTP binding. The record is from RefSeq and is a predicted model, not a curated record. NCBI's taxonomy places the organism in Eukaryota, Metazoa, Chordata, Actinopteri, Cypriniformes, Cobitidae.
AAUCGGUUCAAGGUGAUGGACAAUAAACAGAGAUAUCAAAGACAUGCCUUAAAUUACUUUUAGACCAAUCAGAAUAAAGGGGCUGAACAUAAAGGAGUACAAUAUAAGGAAGCCACGAUCUGAGUUCACUUUACUGAAGCUAAAUAAAGCAGAAAUCUUGGACGUCUGGGCUGUGUUUGGACACCUAUUAGACCCCUUUUAAACUCAAAAUCGCUUGCUGGGAAAUGGCCAUGAAUAAGCCAGUUUGCCUCAUUGACACAGAGUCAGAUGGGAAGUUGUGUGUACAGCAGUCAGCGCUGCAGAUCCUGCAGAAGAUCGAGCAGCCGGUGGUGGUGGUGGCUGUGGUGGGUCUCUAUCGCACUGGGAAAUCCUACCUGAUGAAUCGACUCGCAGGAAAACCAGCAGGGUUUGCACUGGGCAGCACAAUUGAGUCCAAGACGAAGGGCAUCUGGAUGUGGUGUGUGCCCCACCCCACUGAAAAAGAAACCACUCUGGUGCUGCUGGACACCGAGGGACUCGGAGAUGUGGACAAGGGGGACUCAAAGCAUGACACCAACAUCUUCUGUCUGGCUGUGUUACUGAGCAGCACUCUGGUAUACAACAGUCGAGGGACGAUUGACAACGAUGCUAUUCAGAAGCUGCACUAUGUUACUGAACUAACAGACUGCAUUAAAGUCAAAUCAUCAAAUGAGGAUGCUGACGAUUCAAUCGAGUUUGUGAAGUUCUUCCCUAGUUUCAUCUGGGCUGUGAGAGACUUCACCCUUGAGCUAAAGAUUGAUGACAAAGAUGCAACAGAGAAUGAAUACCUAGAAUUUGCUCUCAAGCUGAAACAUGGCACUGGGAAAAAAGUAAUGGAUUACAACCUACCCAGGGAGUGCAUCCAAAAGUUUUUCCCUUCAAGGACAUGCUUCACUUUCCCGUUUCCAACUGCUCCAGAGAAUGUAUCUCGCCUGGAGAGCUUAAAUCCUGCUGACCUUUCACCUGACUUCCUGAAGGUCACAGAUAGUUUCUGCCAGUUUGUCUUUCAGAAGAGCCAGACAAAGAAGCUGAAAGAAGGAUACACAGUCACUGGCAGGGUUCUGGGUAAUCUUGCAAAAACAUACGUGGACACCAUCUCGAGUGGGGCUGUGCCAUGUCUGGAGAACGCUGUGAUCGCUAUGGCAAAGAUUGAGAAUGAGGCUGCAGUGAAAGAAGGGCUUGAGGUAUACAAAAGUGGAAUGGAGAAGCUGAGGAACUCUUUCCCUCUAGAACUGAAGGAUGUGUCCUCAGAACACCAACGCCUCAGCAACCUGGCAACACAAACCUUCAUGAAGCGUUCAUUCAGGGACACUAAUGGGAAGUACCUAAAGUCUCUUGAGGAAAACAUUAAUAAUCUCUUUGAGGGAUACUUAGGCCUAAAUGAGCAAGCAUCAAGAAAGAGAUGUGAGGAUCUUCUGUCAUCCCUGACUGCACAAAUGUCGGAAAACCUCAAGCAAGGGCUCUACGCCAAACCUGGCGGCUAUGAUCUCUUCUGCAAGGAUCUGGAGGACAUUGUGAAAAAAUAUAACAUCCAGGCCAAAAACAAAGUCAAGGCUGAAGAGGUCCUAGGGGAGUUUCUGAAGCAGAAGUCUGUGGAAUCUAAAGCCAUUUUGCAGGCUGACAAAAAACUAACUGAGAAAGAGAAAAAGAUUAAGGAGGAACAAGAGAAAGCAGCCCUCUUGAACCAGGAAAUCAAAGCUAAAGAGGAAAAGCAACGACAACUUGAAGCGAAGAUGGAAGCCGAGAAACGUAGUAAUGAAGAGCGGAUGAUACAGAUGAAACAGAAGAUGGAUGAAGAAUUGAAGCUUCAGAGAUUGGAAGCUGAGCGUGCCAUGGAAAGUAAACUGAAGGAGCAGGCGGCUCUGCUGGAGAAGGGCUUUAAGGAGAAGGCAGACAUGAUGACCCGGGAGAUGGAGGAGUUCAAGAGACAGAGCUCUGAAGCUGAGAGUAAUCGAGCUAGAGAGUUUGCACUGAUGAUGGAGAACUCCAAUAAGAGACAUGAACAGACAAUGACCAUGAUGAUGCAGCAACACAGAGAACAAAUGAAAGCCAUACAAGAAAUGAAUGCACAGCCUAAAAGUAGAUGUCCCAUCAUGUAGAUGUAAUAAAUUAAAUGAUUGCCAGACAUCAUCACUGCUAAGAACUCAAACUUCUGAAGUCAGGAGUGAUGAUGUUACUGCGGCUGAGGUAGAGGUGCUGCAAAACUGAGUGCUCUUGCGCCAUAAAUACAAUAUACUUCUUAUUUUGUGCCACCAUACUUACUCACAGGGCUCCAGACUAACUUUUUUCACUAGGAGCACAGUGGCCCCAACUGAAAAUUUUAGGGGCGCAACCAGAAAAUUUAGGGGCACACACCGUAAAUUAACAUGCUAACCAAAUAAUCACAUUUCUACUAAUUUCCACUGUAUUACUAAUAAAUACUUUGAUGAUAGAUGCAGAAAGUACCAUGUGCUGUUUCAAAUGCAGUGUCAGAUCACAAAAAAGUGUCAAAUUUACUGGUCGCACAUAUGCGACUGGAUGUAAAAUUCAGUGGCACACUCUCAAAUUUUGGUGGCAAAAUCUGGAGGGCUGGAGCCCUGACUCAUGUAACUACUCAUGUAAUGGCGCUUUUCCAUUGCAUAGUACCCCACGGUUUAGUUUAGAUUGGGUCGGGUCAGCUCACCUCACUUUGGCGUGGUUAGCUUUUCCAUCGAGUUUAGUAUCACUUUGAAGUGGGAGGUAUUAUAGGCGUGUCGUUAUAUUUGCCGUGCCUACUGCUGUGACAUCAUACAAGUGAGAGCGUUGUACAUUCCCAUACAUUUAUUUAUUUCUCAGUCCGCCACAAAAUUAAAAUUGACCACCACAAAUAGAUGUUUGCACAUCGCGUUUCAACUACCUCUGUAUUACAUGACAGUUUCUGUUCAAACACCCGUGGCGUCAGUCGACGGCGCUCCGCUGAGGCUCAUUGAAGUUGCAUUUAAGCAAAUAAUGCUGACGUGCUCGUCGCAAAUGUUCCGCCACAAACUGCAAGUUUGGAAAAAACUGUAAUGGUGUCCCUGAUUCUCAACCUGUGGAUGUUUUUUGUGAGUUUGGGAACUUAUAGCAGAGCACAGCGCAAGCUAGCUUAGCACAGGUAAAGCUAAUCUACAUAAUAGCGAUGACACUGUAGUGACGAUUCUCUCAGACCAAUCAGUGACCUACAGUGUUUUCUCGUCACGUUUGGUAUCAGCUAGGGUCGCUUGGAACCCCAACCGAGGUGGUACGAAAAAAGUAUCGGGUACUACGUACUGCACCCAAUGGAAAAGCUCCCAAAAGUAAGCUGACCCGACCCAAACUUAACCAAACCUUGGAGUACUAUGCAAUGGAAAAGCACCAUAACAGUCUUUAAAUAGGGAAAACAUGGAAGUGUUUGGUGGCUUCUAAAUUCAUCCCUGUUUGAUCCUAAGGAAUGAAUGGAGCUCAGCUAAAUGGACGCGUUUCACAACGAUUAAGUGCACGCAUUGAGAAAAGAGAGGUAUGUAUUAAUUCGUCUAAGUUGAGGGAAGUACAUAGUAAAAUAUUGAAAAACUGGUUUUCCUUUAACAUGUUACAAAAAAGUUAAAUACAUACUGCAAAUGAAUACAAAAUAAAAUCAUUUAGUUGUACUAUUUCACUGUUAGUCAUUUUAUCAUUUAUUAAAAAAUUACAAAAUCAAAACUGAGUUCAUUUUGUGUGUGUGUGUGUGUCGUGUGUGUGUGUGUGUGUGUGUGUGUGUGUGUGUGUGUGGGGCGCGCACCCCAAACAAGUGUCUGUGUAGUUACAUAAAUGUGGUAAAAGCAUGUGACUUGAGGCUGAGCUCUUAUUGGCUGGUUUCAGAUCCACAAUGCUUGAUUUAUAGAUGGUUUUCGUGGAACAAACGUAACUUUCAGUAAACUCUGUGAAGAAUCAAUAACAACAAAGUCCUUUCUGAUAACAAGCAAAAUAAUCAACAAGUAGAUUAGUUCAAAUAUCAGAGCUAAAGUGUUUAAAAAACUACACUGAGCUAACCUUGCUGAGUAAAGUGUACUACAUAAUGUAUAGAAUCUUAUCUAUAGACCGUUUCAUCGGGCGCACGUGCGGUGACACGAUAAGCGUCUGGUCCGAACUUUACUUCCGGUUUCUGUUUUUUUAAUGGUCUGACUAGUUGCUGAAACUGAACUCUUAGGGUGUUUUCACAUAUAGUUCAUUUUAAAAGAACCAAACCCAGUUCACUUAAAGUGAACCAGAAAAGGGACUAGCCGAAUGUGACCUCAGUCCUUUUGGUGUUCACAAUAUAGUGGACUCAAAAGAGGACCCAGUUCUUUUUUUGGUCCUCUUCAGAACUGAAGUGAUCUCAGACCUUUUCUUGUUCACAUCACAACUUCAUAAAAACUUAGAUCCCAGCUUUCUGUGCAGCAGCUGAUUUUGAUACAAUGUCAAAACGACACGUAAAGCGGACCGGGACCUCAUUGAUUUCACAUAUCAAAAAGAAAUCGAACCACAAAAGAACCCAAAAGCGAACUGUACUCAGACCACCUCUGGAUGUGGUCUGAGUUCGGUUCGCUUUUGGGUCCUUUUAGGGGGGUCUGAGAUCACUUGGUUUGUUCACAUAUACACCCUGAACUGCUCUGAGAGCGUUUGUAGGGCUCAAACGAACUAGGUGUUAAAACACCCUUAAACAGAUACCAAAUGUUUUGGGUUCCUAUGUAAUCUAUGUGUUGUUUAUUUUGCUUGUUAUAUAAAUAAACUACUUUAAAAGGACUUUGUUGUUAUGUAUUCUUUGCAGAGUUUACCGGAAGUUACGUGUUGACAACGUGAAACUAUCGCACGCUCACGUGAAAGCGAAAGUUUCACACGCGCGAUAGUUUCAUGUGACCACGCGAUAGUUUCAAGUCAGCACGCAAAACUAAACUUCAAAAAAAAAAAAAAAAAUUCUGCACAUGAAAGUUUUGCGUGAGCACAUGAAACUAAACUUAAGAUUUUUUUUACUCCAAUGUCACCUUAGGGGCUCGGUAGAGAGCGAAGCGGCCGUGUUAAUUUUUUCUCCAGGUUUUCACGUGAAGAAGUCUUCUCGAGUCAAAAGGCGCAAGUCCAAGUGAAGUCAUGAGUCAUUGAUGUUAAAGUCCAAGUCGAGUUGCAAGUCUUUGUACAUUUUGUUGAGUCGAGUCUGAAGUCAUCAAAUUCAUGACUCGAGUCCAAGUCACAUGACUCGAGUCCACACCUCUGGUAAAUAGAGAUGUGUUCUAUGAAACCUUUAUAGGGUUAAUCUAUUUUUUCUAUUCAGUGAUUAUGUUUUGUUUAGCAGCAGAUCAUCACUAAUGGUGAAUAAUCACCGAAUUAAUCUGUUUAACCAUUUUUAUUCCUUUUUUGUUAGUCGAACCCCUCUGAGCUAAAUUAUUUAGUUGAAAAUAUUUGAACAAUUUAAUAGCAAAUUGCAUGUUUAACUUCAAAAACGUUUAUUUCUCGUCAGUCUGUAUAAGUAGUAUUUAGAAGGUUGUAAACGUUAAAUCACGGUGUUUGGAUCCAGUGUCAGCUGAUGACAAUGUAAGGAACAUAAAGUUGAAUGAUUUUUUCAUGAAAAUUCAAUAUAGUUAUUAUCAUUUCAUGUUAAUUUUGGGAUGGUUGCUUAGAUACAUAUAUGUACAUUGUUUAAAUUGAUAAAUAGACGUGAAUAAUUCUGAAUUAAUAGGGGUGAACUGGUGUGAAAGUAACAUGGGAGGAAAGUAACAGAGCGAACUUUCUCUGAGCACUGAUUACAUUUGCAUUCCAAAGUAUGAUGGCGUCUUUAGCACACAACCCUUGACAGAGCUGACAAAUAUUGGGUUAUUUCUUCAUUGUUUCGUGCAUGUAGGUCCAGAAAGGUGUUUUCAACCAUGAUAAGUACAUUUCUACAGCGGUCUUUUUUCUUAUAAGGCGUUGUGUUUCUGGUUUCAUGUGUUAAAGUACUGAUGAAUCUACAGGUUAUUUAGUGCUCUAACACAUCCUGAAGUUUGUGAAGAGAUCCUGUCAAGAUGAUAGUAACACUCAUUACUGAUGCCCCGCUGCUAAUACUCUGGCAUUAUGUUGAAAAUGUAUUUGAAUUAAUUAAAUUUUUAUAUUGUU